This is a messenger RNA of Aspergillus versicolor CBS 583.65, 1608 nucleotides long. RefSeq lists its product as uncharacterized. Lineage: Eukaryota; Fungi; Ascomycota; Eurotiomycetes; Eurotiales; Aspergillaceae. The record is from RefSeq and is a predicted model, not a curated record. The transcript has 7 exons. Bases 1 to 1608 code for a protein of 535 amino acids.
AUGGUUCAGCUUCAAUACUCUCUGCUGGCCUUUGCCGUUUCCCAACUUGUAUCGGCCUUUCCCAAGCCAGAUGGAGAUUCUACACUUCAGCAGCGCCAGGCAGGGCCGAAUGACCAAUUUGUCUUCGCAAUCUGUCCUCGGAGCCCCCAGAAAUGCUCCCAAUGUGGAGGCGACAGCCGGAAGAAAGGCUUCUGCGACAACGAGAUUGCCACAGGAUACAGAUCAGACUAUAACAGAUGUGUGAGAUGGCACGGGGAAGGGGAAGGAUGCGGGCUGAACUGCGAAUGUAUCUCAGAGGAGACAGGCAAGCCAGGAACCGGGGCGCCACCUAUUAUUCCAUUCCCACCUAUUCCAGUGGGGUUUGUUCCACCUCCUGCUGCGGUGCCGAAUCCGAAGACGGAGGAAUCGUGCGGUAAUGACUACACCAAGACUAGCUGUAACGAUUGUGAGCCAUUGGAAGGCUGGUGCACCAAGGGCGAGAAGGCUGGAUGCCCUUGUAGAGAGGAAUGCCCUGCCGAUGACGACGACAACAAGCCGUCUUGUUCAGCCGACGACUGUAAGGGCGAGCAGGGCUCUUGUACUAUUGGACACCACAAGGGCUGUAAAUGCAAGUCCGAAUGUCCUAACCCAGACAAGAAAAUCCUUGUUUGCAGCGACGAUACUUGCAAGUCAGAAAAGGACAACAAAUGCACCACGGACGAAUAUAAUGGCUGUGAUUGUUACCACCUCACAAAAGAUUACUACACAAUGAGAUCCAGAGCCCAGGUCCAAAGCGAUACGGCAGCAAUCGAAAAGUUAGUCGCGAGUAUGAAGAAGUUCUACGAUGAACAUGGUCAGGAGGAUGACGAGCCAAAAGACCCAGAGGUUACUUGUGCAAGCAAGGACUAUAGCGAAGCUGUUGAAGUCGACGCCUCGUUCCUUAAUAAACUUGCUGACAAGUUCUGCAGCGGGGACACGGACAAGAAGCGAAGCCAGGACCUGACGGCAAAAGAUAUCUCCUCUGGUGCGUAUGAGAACUAUAAGUUUCAUUUCGAACUCGACCCCGGCGAUGAUUGCAAGACGGACUGCAAGGCCGCUUUCAAGUCUAUGACUGGCAAGUGCCAAGGUCUCGACAGCCACUCCAUCCAAAAAUCAGCCAAUGCCAAAGUCCCCGAUUGCGGCGCCAGCUUCAGCUACGAAAUCACUGUCCCCGAGGCGGAGGAGGCCCCUGAUACGUUUACUCAGGAGGGGCAGCAGGAGCGAGUAUGCCAUACGAUCGAGGAGAUUGGCACGCAUGGGGACGUCCGCGGGGGUGAAAUGAGUAGAGCAGCUCUGAUGUGCUUAAACGUCGAGGAUGACAAGGCCCAGUUCACAUCCGGGUCAGAGCCAGUUACACGUACGAUGGAAUCUGGCGGAACCCAGUACGCCAUCACCAUGUCCUGGGUUGACAACUGCGAAGGAGAUAGCCAGGAUGUGCGGUAUCCUCAUGGGAAGGAGAACAACAGGCUCGGUGAUACGUGUUGGAUGUUCAUGUUGCAUAAUUGGCAAGACUGCACCGGCAAUAAGGGUGCCGGUGGGUACAUUGACUAUGGCUGUGUGAGAUAUGACUUUAGGCCUACUUUUGACUAG